AAUUUCCGGGCGAGGGACCAUGCUGUCUGCUGUCUCAUUGGAAAGUAAACAAACGUGGUUUAUUUACGAAAUAUAAACAUGUUGCUCAUAUAAACGAUCAGAAGUCCCUGGUAGUGUCUAUAUCAGGAAACCAUGGCCCCGUCAGACUUGAAGGCCCUGAUCCAGAGGUUUUAUCAUCUCCAGUCUGAGCGGGUAGAGACGUAUCUGCUCUUUGAAGAGGGACACGAGGCCUACUUGAGGACAGGGCCACAUUAUGACUUUGACCACUACAAGCAGUUGGUCCAUGAAAUAACGCAGGCCUUCAGCGGCAUUUCCAAGGAAAUCCUGGAGAUCAAGGGGAGACUGCACCACGAGUUCGACCGACCAGCUCUCUCUGAGCACAUGGAGAAGCUGCAGAGCAAAGAGAAGCAGAAACUUGAACUGACAGCCAAACUGCAGCUCGCCAAACAACAGGCCCAGGAUCACCCAGAGGAUGAAGACUGUCAAGAAAAGAUUCAGGAGAUCAAACACGAGAUCAUCAAGAACCAAGAGGCUCUAAGUGAGAUCAUGCAGGACUUCAAGUAUGAUUCAGAGGAGUGUGAUUGACAGCUGAGCAGAGGGAAGUGAGCUGCAGCCCUUUGACAUCGUGAUGUGACAGGUCGACUCCACCCCGCUGCAUCUUCCAUCUCUGCCUCCUCAGCUGCUUUUAUUGAUCUGCCUGUGGCUCCACCCUGCUCUCUGCUGCAGAGGCCUGGGUCUGUAUGUGUAGUCAUGCUUGUUUUACUGCACUGCUCAGCCAAAAAAGAAAAAAAAAAGAAAAGCCACAGCGAGAGGCACCGUUUAUGACUUAAAUCAUUUUAAGAUGUUCAACUACCUUUGUGUACAUGAUGAGUUGCAUUUUUUACAUAAUAAA
Cololabis saira (Pacific saury) is the source of this 892-nucleotide messenger RNA. It is a transcript of the gene rex1bd, whose product is annotated as required for excision 1-B domain containing. The transcript has 5 exons. Lineage: Eukaryota; Metazoa; Chordata; Actinopteri; Beloniformes; Belonidae. The record is from RefSeq and is a predicted model, not a curated record. The coding region runs from base 133 to 585 and encodes 150 amino acids.